CACUCAGCCCAUCACCCCCUUUUACCCCAUCCCCAUUCCUUCAAGUAACUCCCCCUUCCAUAAUUUCACUCUCUACUCUCUCUCGGUCGCCAUUAUUUCCGACACCUCUCUCGCCGGAAAACAUGGCGCACAACCCACCGCCCGACGGUUACUCCGAUGACUUCCUCGACCAAAUUCUCGCCAUCCCCUCUUACAAUGCUGCCUUGUCCAACACUGAUUCCACCCUGACCCCAUCUCAUCUCUCCACCGCCGGAGCUUCUCAGCAGCCGCUUUUCCCUUUGGGUUUGAGCUUAGAUAAUAGCCACCGCGAGAGAGGAUCGAUCAACAUGGGGAAUAUGUUUCCAGUGUUUGAUCAUGUACAGCCUCACUCUGUGCGUCAAGCUGCUCCUCAAAUGCACCAGCCUUUUCAAAACCAGACAACAACGAGCACUGCAGUGACUGUUCCACACCCUCCUAAUAUGCGUCCAAGGGUACGAGCUCGACGAGGACAAGCUACAGAUCCCCAUAGUAUUGCUGAAAGGCUGCGUAGAGAAAGAAUCGCGGAGCGGAUGAGGGCCUUGCAGGCACUCGUUCCCAGCUGCAACAAGUCAGACAAGGCUGCUAUGCUUGAUGAGAUCCUGGAAUAUGUGAAGUUUUUGAGGCUUCAAGUAAAGGUUCUGAGCAUGAGUAGGCUGGGUGGAGCUAGUGCUGUGGCUCAGCUUGUAUCAGAUGUCCCAUUGCAAUCAGUGGAGGGGGGCAUGACUGAAAAUGGAGGUGAUCGUCCUGUUUGGGAGAACUGGUCUGAUGAUGACAUGGAACAAGAAGUAGCUAAACUAAUGGAAGAAGAUGUUGGAUCUGCCAUGCAAUUCCUCCAGUCUAAAGCAUUAUGUAUUAUGCCAAUCUCACUUGCUUCUCUUAUAUAUCCUACUAAUCAGUCAGACGUCUCCCUUGUCAAGCCUGAACCUCCAGCGCCAUCUUAGACCUCUCGCCAACUGCACGUGCCUAUGACGACUCCUGAUCAGCGUGAUGUCUUAUUCUCCUUUACAUCAAACCUUAUCCUGUAAUUAAGUAUUAUCUUCUAUUACCUGUCGUUCUCCCCCGUAAUGCAAUCAAAGUCAGAUGCCACCAUUGUACCUUUUCCCUCCCUUUAGUCUUUUUGGUGUUGCUUAAAGUCUUCCUACACAAGGUGGUGAAAGGGAGAUUAUUUGGCAAGCAAAGUCUUUCUUUUUGUGGUGGGAAAUCGUAUAUUCCAUGGUGGCCAGUAGGAUGUUGACAAAAAGUAUGAAUUAGUUUAGUAAGGACAUAGAUGGAUUAAGAAAUGUGCCUAUUGCAAGUAGUUGCAGAUAAUUGAUUUUUGCUUGACCUGUA
Daucus carota subsp. sativus is the source of this 1347-nucleotide messenger RNA. RefSeq names its product transcription factor UNE12. Gene Ontology annotation, molecular function: RNA polymerase II cis-regulatory region sequence-specific DNA binding; DNA-binding transcription factor activity, RNA polymerase II-specific; protein dimerization activity. The transcript has 7 exons. Gene Ontology annotation, biological process: regulation of transcription by RNA polymerase II. Gene Ontology annotation, cellular component: nucleus. The coding region runs from base 123 to 959 and encodes 278 amino acids. The record is from RefSeq and is a predicted model, not a curated record. Lineage: Eukaryota; Viridiplantae; Streptophyta; Magnoliopsida; Apiales; Apiaceae.